AUUUACAUAUCCGAUUCGAUCCGUUUGCAGCCCUACUAGGUUGUGAUUAUUACAGGGGUGAGAGGCCUACAGCUCUUCAGCGACGAAUCUAGUAGCCGAGUGAAAAGAAAAUUGCGCGCCUUUCUGGUUUGACUAGCACUUGCAGCAAUGGAGCUCGCAGACGAAGGUGUCGAAAAAGUAGUUGAUUCUAAGGAUUUGCAACAACAGAGCAAGGCCCUCGACAAGCUUACCGAUCGUGUCGAAGAUCGUCAACUCGAUUCAACCAGAGUCCAAGAGGCUAUGGCAUCGAUUGCCGCAUCUGCUGAAGCUGAUUUGAAUGCCAUGAGAAUGAGGGAGAAAGAAUUGGCUGCUGUUAAGAUCAACGCUGCAGAUGUUGACAUCAUUGCAAGUGAACUAGAGUUGGACAAAAAAGUGGCUGAGAGAACACUCCGAGAGCACAAAGGGGAUGCAGUUGCUGCCAUCCGCUACUUACUACGCUAGGAAGAUUGUGAACCAUAACAUACAAUGAUGGAUCCAAUGUUACAGAAGCUCUGUAAUGAAACCUUCUCAAUGCAAGCAGAAACGACUUCUUUAUUGGGAAAUACAUUUACAGUCUCAUUUAUAGAUUUAUCAGCACCAUGAAAUCCGUUUAGUAUUCAGAAUGUCCUAACAUAUUUAGUAUCUUAUAGUUUACCCAUUUGAUACUACUUUCUGAUAUUGUUUAUUACCAUAUCAAGGGAGACACGAUUGGCCCAAGAGCCAAAAAUUGAUGGACCAUCACUUGAAUUGGAUGUUAGGUUGAUUACUUUGGCCA
Messenger RNA from Nelumbo nucifera (sacred lotus), 793 nucleotides. RefSeq names its product DNA-binding enhancer protein-like protein. Gene Ontology annotation, biological process: protein stabilization; negative regulation of apoptotic process. NCBI's taxonomy places the organism in Eukaryota, Viridiplantae, Streptophyta, Magnoliopsida, Proteales, Nelumbonaceae. The record is from RefSeq and is a predicted model, not a curated record.